AUGGAUGUUGAGAUUUCGAUGCAAAAUUUGUUGCAGGAGACGACACUCCCUUGGGUUUCAUUCUUUGCUGUUCUGCAUUCGUAUGUAGCCAAGGCUUGCCUCGACCAGGAUAUGAGUGACCAAUUGGAGAGCAUCGUUCAACACUUCAACUGGCUUCGCACCGAGGCUCUCGGCCGUGCAGCGGGAGACCGCAGCAUAGCAGCGGGAGACCGCAGCGAGCCACCGUUGAUGCCAUCUCUUGAGUGCCUCUCACACGCCGCCACGUCCUUGUGGAAAGGACUCCAAGGUUCGGUUGGCUCGUUCGUGGAAAACAGCUACAACUCGUUCAUCGACAUCCCCGCUCGAGACCUCAACAGUGGUUCGUCCGAUGAAGACUACAAAGACCUGAGCCUUGUCCCAGAGCUUCAGCGCCUGGACCAGCGCGCAUCGGAGAGGAAACGAAUCAUCAUCACCAACGCUGAAAAAGGCACCACCAUUGAUGGUAUUGAUUCUUCACUCUGGAGUCUCCAUCGUGAUAUCCUCGAAAGAAUCGCCACGCUCAGAGAGAUGCGCGCCCAGAAUAUGGACACCGCUCAAAGAAAACGCUACUUCGACAUGGAUGAAGCCCUAUGGGACACUUGGGCCGACCUUGAUGCUCAUUACAAACAAUUGUGGUAUGAGCGUGGUGCCACUGCCACUUUCUGGUGGAACAACAAUGACAUCACGUUCCCAGACUACAAUCAGAAAAGCGUCGAUGCCCAAAGAGUGGACCUGGGUUGGGAGAGACGGGACCACCGUGCGUACCAACGCAAGUGGGAAGCACAAGAAGGAUGCCUGCUCGAGAUGAUGCCGCAUAUCACUAUCGGCCUUGAUAGAUUUUGCGACGUUGCGAACUGGUAUAAACAUCCUCACGUCAUUGGCCCUGGCACGGCCAAAGAUUGGGGCUUACCUCACCACUUCGACACCAUCUCGAAAGAUAUGUGCAUCCUUAUGCAGACACGUGGUAUUUCCGUGAUCAACAACUCGGCAUGGACACAAGCUAUGGAUCGCACCAAGGAUGAUGGAUGGCACUGCCAGAAGACAGGUGCGAAUUGGGCUCGCUUCGCUGCGCAAUGGGUCACCUUUGCAACACUCAAGAACCUUUACGGCGUAAUGAACUCUAAGCCAAGUCAGUUCUACGCUUUCAAACAGCCCGCAGUGAAGCCGCUUAAUGAGCCACAAUCUCAUAGUUUGUCCCACAUGUUGCUGAUCGCGUGGCACCAUCGUCAAGUACACAUCCAGAGUCUAUACGAUCACGUUUCAGCAUCAAACGUUGAUCGUGCGAAGACCAAUGAGUUGAUGUGCAUGCGUGCCGCUCAUAACCUCUGCAAUUGGACCAAGCAGCGGGACACCGCAGCUGUGCAACGGGAAACCGUUGCUACAGCCGCCGCCCCGCCUACCGUCGCUCCCGAGAUCGCCAAAAUGAUCACAGCACAUCUUAAGCGAUCUGGUAUGAAAAACGAAGACGAGACAUCCACGCGCGCAACCACGGCCUUUGCUUCCAACGCAGAAUCUAUUCAGCAGCGUGAGGACCUUGGGAUGCGCGCCGUUCUGAACCAAGAAGGUGACAUUACCUUCUUGCCAGUCACAGAGGACACGACGGCUGACCCGACAUAUGCAUUAGUGAUGACUCAGGACGAUUAUGUCAUGGCCGAUCAUGUUUCUCAGAUGUCCAAAUUAUACCGAGGCCUUCUCCAGGACACUCGUAAUAAAUCGCUUGGACCAGACCGUAACUCUUGGAUCACUGGCUACAUGGAAUGCACAUCCGAGACCUCCUGGCGCGAGAGACACGCACGACUGUGUGCCGCCAUUUACGCCGGCCUUUACCUGCUCGACCCUGACCUUAUGAAGAACGGUAAAGGCGAUGCCCGGCACCUCCGAUUGGCGGAAGAAAUGGCUCUCAACCCGGAGGCCCAGCAGUGGAUGGACAACCACCCGAUGACGACCGCUGAGUCCGAGGACGAUGACACGGUCUUGCAACGGGAAACCGUAGCCGAAGAGACAUCGUCCAAGUACGAAGUUUUGACACCACAGCGGGCAUGCUACUUCUCCGGGGUCAAGAAGCGUACAGAUGACAUGGACAGAUGGAAGACCCCACGAGAGUUAGCAUUGAUUGAUCCCGAUCAUCCAAAUGCCAUUGUCAUUUUUGAUGUCGAUCCACUGCUUCGCAGAACAAUCCCGGACAAUGUCCCCGAGAACGACCCGCGGCGCCUGACCAAUGAACAGGACAUUCACGUGCUCAAAUACGCCGACGAUCUCGUCGGCAGCCGCUGGUUCGAGGGAGCAUAUGAGUGGAUCGCCUUGCCCCCAUGGCGAGAUUGCCCAUACGGCCCACCUCUUCCUGAUGGAUGCGACUUCGGACGCUGGGAGUUUAGCAAGUUUCUCAUGACGAUACUCCGUCACACAAGUGGAGUGACCAACGCAUAUCACGAUCGGCGUCUGAACAUCGAUUUUUCCAAGACAUCCACCUUUCGAGAGUGUGCGAUGAAUUGCUGGCAGCGCAGCCAGCAAGAAUACUACCACAAAAAGAAGGAGAAAUGGGAAUACCGCAAGACACCCACGAACGAGGCCGUCCUAGCGUGUUGGGAAACUGAGCGUGACAAUGGUGACUACAUCGACUUGGCCGAUUACUAUUGUUACAUGGCCAUUCGUAUGCUGCAAUACCAUGCAGAUGGAAAGUCGCGCACAGAAGUGUUUGCACCCGUCGGCUCUGACCUCAAUCCACUUACGUUUCCGUUCGGCCGCAUCUUGGCCAUACGAAGCACAGGUGGUCAGUCCGAGGUGCACCCAUAUUCCACAGCCCACAACAUGGGUUGGGAGGAGUUGUCUGUUCAUGACACUCCAUAUCUCUGGCACGCAACCGAGCUGUCUUCAGUGCGGAGCAUUACCGAAGGCUCACCAAGGUCGUGGGCGACAACAGGGUUCCACCACCGCCACCACGGCAUGCGCCGCCACCAGUGGGAGCUGUACCUGGACAAGAUCGCAGCAGAGCAGCGGGAGACCGCCGCGCCGAGAGAUACAGCCGUGGAAGAAGUCUCCGAGGGAGUUGAGGGCCUCACGUUAGACCCACACAACGCGGCCGCGGCUGCUGCCCAGAAGGCCACCGAGAGGGAAGCCGCCCUUGCUAAGUCCGAGGCCGCGCUGCUGAGACGAUCACAGUUCACCUACAGAGAUGCCGGUCCCCACACAGUCCACAUUGUUCGUAGAUCUGGGCAUCACGGUGUCGUUAACACCAAAGUGAAGCAGACCAUGGAGUACACCGUUGUCUUGAACAUGGACGAUAUCGCAAAUACAACAAUGACCUUCGAGUUCAACUGCGAUGCACCAUGGUGUCACCGUUUCCCAGACCAAUGUGGACACAGAGCUUUCACAAAGUACCUUUUCCAGUGCAUUGGUACUUUCCGAUACAGAACCCUGGCAUACGGCAGACGUUCAUGGUGCGCCAUGGCAUACUUGAACCUCUACCAGCAGGCUGGCGACAAAUUUGCACUCAUCGACAUUGAGAACGCCGAGGUUGUGCAGAAUCAUCCUGGCCUUGCUGCACUCCGCAUGGGCACAGAGACCUAUGUGGAGGAUGAGUUCGUGAAUGAGGGUGCAGCGGGAAACCGCAGCGACCUUGACAAGAUCUUGGACGAAGACGACGAGAAGAUCUUUGCCCCACUUGAACCUGAUCACCUCGAUCGGGCCCGCCAAAUCGUCUCUGCGCCAGGUGGGAGCGUAUCUCAGGAGAAUUUCGCGACCCUGCUCGCAGGGGUCGUUCAGUUCGACGAGAGCACAGGACUGGCACCUCCAGAGCUACAGACUCGCAUCCCGUCUUGCGCAAUUUGCAACGCUCGGAUGCCAGCUGAUUUGGACACGCCUGGGGCCACUCUGAAAUGUGCCUUUUGCAUGAGGUACGAGAACUCCAAAUGGCCGGACGAAGUUGCGGCCUGGCGAGAACAGUUCGUUGCGUUUGCCGCCACUCAGCCGGAUGACGUCGCCCAGCGCAUCACAGCUGCCCCCAUUGAUACGCGUGGCUCGAAGAAGCCACAGACAGACGCUAAAGACGAGCUUCAAAACAUGGGGAAGAAAGCUGACAAACGGCAUCAGAAGUGGCUAGCUUGGAAUUCUCCAUCUCGGGAGGAGUGCGACAAGCUACGUGCAGACGCCGACGCGGACGGCAUCCCGCCUGCGCUGCGCCAGGACUGGAAGGCGCUGGGGCUGAGCGGCGAGGAGCUGCGGGGCGACCGGGAGCUGGUCCUCGAGGCCGUCCGGCGGGAUUGGAAGGCCCUGGAGCUGGCGCCCGCGGCGCUGCGCGCGGACCGCGCCCUGGUGCUGGAGGCGGCCCGGGCGGACGUGCAGGCGCUCGGCCUGGCGGCGGAGGAGCUGCUGGCGGACCGGGGGCUCAUCCUCGAGGCCCUGGAGGAGAGCGGCACGGCCCUGCAGUUCGCCUCCGACGCCCUGCGCGCCGACCGGGAGCUGGUGCUGCACGCCGUCCGAGUUGACCCGCAGCGCUGA
Prorocentrum cordatum is the source of this 4515-nucleotide messenger RNA. Lineage: Eukaryota; Dinophyceae; Prorocentrales; Prorocentraceae. The record is from the annotation of a GenBank genome assembly.